Messenger RNA from Schistocerca cancellata (South American locust), 17179 nucleotides. It is a transcript of the gene pcx, whose product is annotated as pecanex-like protein 1. The record is from RefSeq and is a predicted model, not a curated record. Gene Ontology annotation, biological process: endoplasmic reticulum organization. Lineage: Eukaryota; Metazoa; Arthropoda; Insecta; Orthoptera; Acrididae. Gene Ontology annotation, cellular component: endoplasmic reticulum; membrane. The transcript has 35 exons. Bases 112 to 7641 code for a protein of 2509 amino acids.
UGCUUGGGGAAGACAUCGAUUGUUCCAUCAGUGUACGACAGUCUUGAAUGUUCCGUGAAAUUUGAGUAGCCACAGCAUGAAAAAUGCCCCAAAAAAUGAAAGCGUGUGAAUAUGGGAUCCCAAACGCUUGAAAUUCUUCGUCAGGGUGUAUGGGCUUCACUUACAGGAGGCUGGUUUUACGAUCCACACCAGGAUAUAUUCUGCAAUACAUUUCAUCUUUAUGUUUGGUUGUUCCUGCUAUGUCUACCAUUUACGGUGUACUUGUUUUUUCCACCUACACUAGCGGCAUGGGCGGGAUAUUGCACUGCAAUUGCUGCCCUAUUUGGUGUGCUGAAAGCAACCAAUAUGUGGCUUCAUCAUGUGUAUGACACUUCAGAAUGUGUGCGUGAAGAGGAGUUCGAUGCUCGCGACGGAUGUCGACGACAUGCAGAGGAUGUGACCUUCCGUUCAAGAUUUGCCACCGAGGAAGGCAUCGAACUGCAGGACUUGGGCAGCAGCAGUGGUGCAGCGGGAGGGAAGAGGUCGAGCGACACCCCGCCGGUGGGAUGCAGCUCCCGCAACUCGUACACGGAGCCUGGCAACGGGAACGGUUCCGGCCAAGGCGUGAGCGCAGCAGCUGGAGGGGUCGCCUCCCAGCCGGGUGGUGGCGGAGGAAGCGGUGACCGCGACUCGCUCAACUCGUCCACGGAAUGCCACGCCAGUGCCACGCGUCUCGGCAGCCUCGACGAUUCCGUAUUCCGCAGUAACGGAGUCAGCAGUACGAUAGACCUGAAAGUGGAUGUCCACCGCAAGAACAGUUCGGAGAGCAGCGAGGAGGUCGCAGUACUGAGGCCGGUGGUGGAGCGCGUGUCGGUGCACCGUGCGGAGGCCUGUACGCAGGCGGACCACAACUGGUCUCUCCGAGGCUCGAAGACGCGCGAGAAAAGAUCUCGACAGCGAGCUGGCAGCAUAUCAGUGGCUGUAGUCGAUGAGCUGCCUUCGACGUCGGGAACGGGUGGGAUUGGACGUCGCACGAGUGGUAGCCGUAGUUUCCGGAAGCAGUCAUCAGAAACUCAUGACGAGCGUCGCCACCGCAGGCAUCACAGGCCGUCGCUUGACCCUGGUACCGCGGCCUCAAGUUCCUCUGUGUCUGGCCCUCUGCAGGCCAGUGUGCGCCGCCUGUCGAAUGCCCCCAACGGCAGUCUCGGCUUCCUGCCAGGUGGGGCAGCCACUCCCCCACCGCCCACCAUCAAGCCCACAGGGUCUCUAGAACUCGGCUGCAUGCUCGAGAGGGAGAAAGGCCUGGUGUACUGGAAACAGCAGAAUGCACGCCAGGUGAGGCGUAUUCGUUCGGGUGUGCUGGAGCGAUACAGCUCCGUGCCGGAGGGAGAGAGUGGGGGCAGCAGUGGAGGCUCCGGGGCAGUCGGGGGACGGGCAUCCCCGCCUCCGAUGCCGUCGGCCGAGGGUGUGGCGUCCGGGUCGUCGUCGAGUGGUCCUCACCGCUACGCCAGCUUCGGCAGUGAGAUUGUCUACCCGAUUGCUGAGCAGUCAGAUGAACAUGCGACGAGUCUCGGUGCAGACACGGAUGAGAAUGGAGGGGCCGGAGGAUCGCGGUCUCCGCUGCUUGUGCGCCACGAGAGCUUCAGUAGUGUGACGGACCAUAGUUCUCGGGCAGCAGGUACUAACAGUGCUGCAGACAGUGGCGUGUCCAGCAACCACCGAAUACCGGGGCGCACGUUCCGCAAAAGGUUCGGAGCCUGUUCUUCGGCCGACGAGCUCCUGGACGGAGGAGAUGACGAAGACGAUUAUGACGAAGAUGAGGGCUUGCCAGGAGAAUCGUGUGCCACGGACGAAGCCAGUGGGGAUGAGGGGGACAACAACAGUGCUGCUGCUGACGGCAGCCCCGGCUACGUCAGCCCGUCACCUGUCGCUCGACGGAGGACCGAGUGUGCCAACUUCGCACUGAUUGUCAGUGAAACUGUGUGCUGCCGGUGCAACCGCCAGGAGUGCAUUAGUUGUACAGUGGCUCCUCCGCUCUGUGGCGUUUCUAAGGCUCCGUCCGAUGCGGCCACGACCACCACUCGCGAUGCCUCUUCCAGCCUCGUGGGGCUCGAUUGGUUGUUCGAUCACACCGACAGUGACACCGCCGGGCAAACGUCGCCACUGCCGGCAUCUGCAGCCUCCGUCGGUAAUGGUGGCUGCCGCAAGGACUCGGAAGACUCCGGCAGCUCGAGCACGACGCCGAGUGCAGAGCACGAGGGUUCGAAGCUGCUGCCGAGAGAUCGCGGGGGCAGUGGUAGCCGAGAGGCGGGCAGUGGGCAGGGCAGCAUCCGCAGCCAGGGAGCCAUUCCCAAGCAGCGCCAGAGGCAACGCCAGCGGCGGUCCUCGGCAGCUGCAGAAACAGCAGAUGAGCAGCCACGCAGUGCCGUGCCUCUGGUCGUUCGGGAGGCACACAUAACUACGACGAGCGACAACUUUGACAGCUGGAGGCGCCUGAGAAAAGCGGCGAGGGACCACGAGCGUGCAUCAGCCGAAAGAGAGAGCCCGGAUGAGAAAAUAAAUGGCAGUUCCUACAGAGUGAAGUCUUCUGACGGAGCUCCUCCUCUGCAGCGGAAGGACUCGGGCGAAGUGGGUGCCGGGGACGGCAGUCGACCCGAGGUGCCCCGAGCGCGGCGGACUUCCUCGCAGGGUUCCCAGCUGAGACUGAUGCCUCCACCUCACCGGUCUCGUGCAGGGGACGAUGAGGUGCUGACACCAGUCCCAUGGGUUGCCGCUUUCCUCGCUGCUCGCCGUGAAAUAAUGGGCGAUUUGGAAAGCUUGGGUUUCAGUGCCAACACACCGAGCGGACCUCCUGUUCGGUCACGCCACCGACGCAUCAGGCGGGGAAAUCGAGCUCACAGGUCGAGACCCGGAGUCGUGCGCGAUCCACCACUCGCGACCUCGUCCACACCUGUGGCCACUUCCCCGCCGGGCGGGAAUAACAGUUCCUGUCCGCCGUCGACUUACACCCCCAUGGAGGCGCUGGCGUCGGCCAUUUCAGGGGGAGCCGGCACGCACAUCGCGACUUCGCACGACGACACGACGGAAGGUGCGGUCCACUGCUUUCGCGACGAGCACGGAAACUGGAUGUCGUACACGUUUCACGAGCGUGGGGCCGGCACGGCAAACCACGGCGUGAUGCCCAUAGCUGUGGCAGCGGCAGCCGCGGCAGCAGAAGUCGGGGAGGAGAGCCCCAGCAACUCGUCGACUGUGUCGGCGACUUCGGGUGGCGGCAGCGGCGGGCGGGUGAAGGCAGGAGUUGCCGCCCCCCUGCUGCCGUACCACGGGCACGGGCUGUACAUACUGGAGACAGUGAUGCCUCCCUCGCAGCGGUCGCCGUUCCACAUCCUUCUGGAGCCUGGGGGCAACACAUGUCGUCUGGUGCGGAGGUCUCCGCCACCGCCUCACCGCAGCACCGGGAGCUCCGCUGGGCAGCAAGCGGGGAUCGGAGCCGGAGCUGCACACCAGGCCGCCUCCAGCGAGACGGACACGGAGGUGACACUGACACGUGCCGCCGCCGCGACAGGGCGCUUCAGGCUGGCAGACGUUACUGCCGGCCUCACCUCUGAGGACAUCAGGCGCCCGCGCAGAUACUACAAGCUCAAGCUUUUUCGCUGCCUAAAUAUCAAGGUCCGCUUUGACCGUCUCGCCUUGGUGGCGCUGCUGGACCGGAACUUGACGCUUGCUGAGGCGACGCUGUCUUUCUGCCUGGCAGUCGCUGUGGCCGCCCUGGGUGCACGCGUCCUGCAGCUCGGCUUCUACAGGGACAUUUUCGCAUUUGUCUUCUGCUUUGUAGUUGCUGGGUGCCAAUAUUCUUUGUUGAAAAGUGUCCAGCCAGAUGCAGCAUCACCAACACAUGGCUUCAACCGCAUUGUGGCCCUCUCACGGCCCGUGUACUUCUGCCUGCUGUCGAGCCUGGUGCUAAUUGCACACUUCUCUGUAGAGUCCGGCCACUCUGAUCCGACACCACAUACUGUCUACGGUGUGACAUUUUCUGCACGGCAGCUUGCACUGAUGGCGAGGGAGGUGAUGUUGAAUUCGUUGCUGCUCCUGCCUCUCGCCUUCAGUCUGGGUCUGCUGCCACAGGUGACGACAUUUGCCAUGUACCUGCUGGAGCAGCUGGACAUGCACGUGUUCGGUGGAAACGCAUGUACCAGCCUUGGUGCGGCCGCGUACUGCGUGCUACGCUCAGUUGUCGGCGUGGCGGUGCCUGCCGGCUUCGCGUACGGCGCCCUGACAGAGGAGGCGGGUGCACGCCACAUGCUGUUCUCCAUCUUCUGCGGCCUGUUGGUGGCUGUAGCGUACCACCUCUCGCGCCAGGCGUCGGACCCCGCCCCACUGUGGGUAGUGGUGGAAAGUGCGCUGUGGCCACCGGCAGACCUGCCACCACCGCUGUCCCCUCCUGAACCUCCGGACACAGACCCUCUUCCAAAGGAGUUGACACGCACGGUGCGAGCGCGACUGCGCUCGGACGGGCUGGUGUGCCCGGCGGCAGCACUGCUGGUAUGUGGCGUGCACGCCAGCACGGCGUUCUCGGCGCUGCAGCCCGACCUGCAGCCGGCGCUGUGGGCGGCGGCGUGUGCGCUGGGCCUGCUGCUGCACUACGUGGUUCCGCAGCUCCGCAAGCAGCUGCCCUGGCUGUGCGUCGCCCGCCCCAUCCUGCGCGCCCACGAGCACGGCCAGUUCGAGGUGCGCCAGCCGGCGAAGCUCAUGUGGUUUGAGAAGACUUACGUGUACCUGUGCUUCCUGGAGAGGAACGUGCUGUAUCCGGUGCUGGUGGUGAGCGCGCUGACUGCGGACGCACCGCGACUGUCGGAGAAUGCGGGUGCCGGCUGGGGCGCGCUGCUGGCAGCCGUCUGCGGCCUCAAGUGCCUGCGCUGUGCCUUUUCCGAUACGGGCAACCAGUACCUCGUCCUCGCCUUCGCCGUCCUCCUCUUCCAGAUAGACUUCGCUGCCGCCUCGCAGACCUUCAUCGUCGACUACUUCUUCGUUGGUAUAGUGUUCAGCAAAGUCUACGAGUUCCUCCUCAAGGUGCAGUUUGUGGUGACGUACAUCGCUCCUUGGCAGAUCACGUGGGGAUCGGCAUUCCACGCCUUUGCACAGCCGUUCUCAGUGCCCCACUCUGCCAUGCUGUUCGCCCAGGCAGCCCUGUCUGCCCUGGUGUCGGCACCUCUCAAUCCGUUCCUCGGCUCGGCAGUCUUCCUCGCCUCGUACGCUAGGCCGGUCAAGUUCUGGGAGCGUGACUACAAGACGCGGCGUGCCGACCACAGCAACACGCGCCUCGCGGCACACCUCCUGGAGCACCGCAGUCUGGGUGCCGACGACAACAACCUCAACUCCAUCUUCUACGAGCACCUCACCCGUUCUCUGCAGCGCUCGCUCUGUGGAGACCUCAUUCUCGGACGGUGGGGCCCAGUCUCCCAGGGGGACUGCUUCGUGCUGGCGUCGGACUACCUCAACUGCCUGGUGCACAUCGUGGAGCUGGGCAAUGGCCUGGUUACGUUCCAGGUGCGAGGCCUCGAGUUCCGUGGCACCUACUGCCAGCAGAGGGAGGUGGAGGCCAUCUCGGAAGGAGUCGAGGAUAAUGAUGGGUGUUGCUGCUGUGAGCCGGGCCACCUGCCACACAUGUUGAGUGCUAACGCGGCCUUCUCCCAGCGCUGGCUCGCCUGGGAGGUCACUGCCACCAAGUACGUGCUAGAGGGGUACAGCAUCUCGGACAACAGUGCCGUCUCCAUGCUGCAGGUCUUUGACUUCCGCAAAGUCCUCAUAACAUACUAUGUCAAGAGUAUAGUGUUCUAUGCCAUUCGCUCCCCACGCCUUCUCGACUGGCUGACUUCAGAGACGAUCCUAGAUGCUCUGAGGCCGACACUCGACAGAUCUUUUGUCGAUUUGGACCCUGUGUUCAACAUGAAUAUAGACGAGGACUACGAUUUCCGUGCAUCUGGGAUUACGCGGACCAGUUUCUGCAAUGUGUACCUCGAGUGGAUUCACUUCUGUGCCAGUAAGCGGAAGGAAGCAGAGAUUGCGAGAAAAGCUAGCAGCAGCGGUGCCGAGGCAUCCAGUUCGGAGACACUGCUGGCGCAGUUGUCGGAUCGAGGGCGCGACUCGACGUUGGUGUCCCUGUGCUUCGCACUGAGUCUUCUCGGGAGACGAACACUCGGGGCUGCCUCGCAUAACACUGUCUCCAGUGUGGAGUUCUUCUUGUAUGGCCUGCACGCACUUUUCAAAGGAGACUUCCGGAUAACAUCUGUGCGGGAUGAGUGGAUUUUCUCAGACAUGGAGCUCCUGAGGAAGGUGGUGGCACCCGGAGUGCGGAUGUCCCUGAAGCUUCACCAGGACCACUUCAUGGCCCCAGAUGAGUAUGAAGAGCCUGCUGCUUUGUACGAGGCCAUCUCCCAGCAUGAGGAGAAGCUUGUAAUCUCUCAUGAGGGUGAUCCUGUCUGGCGGAAUGCCGUCCUGUCGGGAACUCCUUCACUCCUAGCUCUCAGGCACGUGUUGGAUGAUGGCACAGAUGAGUACAAAGUGAUAAUGCUAAACAAAAGGUACCUGAGCUUCCGUGUGAUAAAGGUGAACCGCGAGUGCGUGCGCGGCCUCUGGGCGGGCCAGCAGCAGGAACUGGUCUACCUCCGCAACCGCAACCCCGAGCGUGGCUCCAUACAGAACGCCAAGCAGGCACUAAGAAAUAUCAUCAAUUCAUCGUGUGACCAACCGAUCGGCUACCCUAUUUACGUUUCGCCAUUGACAACUUCGUAUGCCGAUACGAACGAACAGUUGUGCAGCGUUAUUGGUGGACCACUCAGCCUGGGAGGCAUCAAACGUGCUGUCAUUAGACUGUGGAGGAGAGUACGUCGGAGAUGUGGGGAGGGUUGCUCGAGUGGUGGGUCAGUUCCUCAGGAUGAUGGUGGUUUUGGCCAUGAAGGAGUCUAUGCCAUGACAGCCUGCAACAUACAUUCGGGGUACGGGGGCAGCGGUCACAACACGUCGGGCAGCCAAUCUGCGGAGAGCUCGCAGCCCGGUGCGGGCGCCACAGUGCGUGGCGGCAGUAUAAGUGGCGGCACCGGUGGGAGCCUGGGCAGGGGGAACCGCGGCUCCCUGGCGUCGGCAGGCAAGCCGUCGUCGUCCACACUCGCGUCGCUUGCGGGCCUACUGGCCGCCGCGGAGGCAUCACAGGCGGCCAAGUCCGCCGCGGGCGCGGCUGCGAUUUCUGCGGGAGGAGACCAGGCGCCGCAGCAGCAACAGCAGCUGGGGUCGCAAGUGAGCGUGGCCAGCGUAGCAGUGUCCACAGCCGCCACAGCCACCAAUGACCCGGAUGACAAGGAGCCCAUCCUGCAGAGGGUCAGAAUACAAGAUCCAAAUCAAGUGUACGAUGCCAUAAAUUUGGGAAGGCGUAUUGAUGUCGUGUGGCCAGACGAGCACAUGCAGGCGAGAGGUGGUCGAUCGAGUUGGAGGGACUGGCUGCCAGAAAGGGGUAUGGAAGGCCAGGUUGUACAUAGAUGGGUGCCUUCACAUCGUGACCCCAACCGUCGUUCACAUGUGGACCGUACAAUUCUCCUAGUGAAAAUUGAUGACAAGUAUGUUCCAAUUGCAGAGAGUGGAACACAGGACCUAGGAGCAGAGGUUUAGCAGGUUUGACCAGUUGUCACAGUUACAGUGUGUCAGCUGUACCGUUUCAAAAUUUAACGUUUCUGUUCUAAGCGUACCUGUUCUGUACACGCAUCAAGAGCUGCGUGUGCACUCGACAGAGUGUUGUCACGGAUUGGCAAACCCGUCUUGCUUUUAACAACUAUAUAAAAUUUAUUUUUUUACUGUGUAAAUGAAAAACUUCCUGGGAUUAUGUAAUAGGUUAAUGUUUUCUAUUGGUCUUCGUACAGUCUCUCUCGUAGUCAGAUAAUGGAUUUAAGACUGACAUAGUUUAAUUGAGAUUACAGGUAUUAUUAUAGUUUCUUUAUCUGCCAAUGUUUGAAAGCAUUUCUGCAGGGAGCGUGUCGUGUAAUCACUAGAACCGCAGUUGUGCUUUGCAAAAACUUCAACACUAAGUGGUGGAGAGGCAGUUGUGAGUGCAAGAAAAUAAAGAGAAGCUCUGCUGUUUAGUGAAUAUAGCGUGUUUCAUAUUUCUUGUGCUUCUGGACCUCGGGAGUGGAUAGAAAUUUAUUUUUGGUUGUGUUUCAAUGCAGAUGUUUUAGUAUGUUAGCAGAGGAGAUCUUUAUGUGCAAGAAUAUAUUAUUUUUUGAUAAUGAAUUGUGUGACACCUGGCCAAUUCUGCAUCUCACUCUUAACACCAGAUCCGCUUCCCUUACUCCAUCCAAAACUAUCACUAUCAUUAUACCCCCCCCCCUCUCUCUCCCUCACUUACACCCCAACCCUCACCCCCACUCCCCUCUGCCCCCUGGGAUAAACUUUGUAGUCCAUUGUAUUCAUUCUUACUGGAUUCUCUUUUGCCAGAAGAGAGAUACAAUAGGAAAUGGUAUUGAUAAUUAAUGAUAAGAAGCAGUUACGUGUAUCCUACUGUGUUACUGUUUGUAAUACAAAAAUAUUUGCCUUUCAUUUGUUGUUGAUAUUGACAAACUAGAGAAAAUAAGUCCUGGAGUGUAUGAUGGCAUUGUAUAAUUUGUUGUUACAUAAGUGACCAAAAGUUAAAUGGGUAAUUAUGUGUAGGCAGUUAAACGUUCAUCUGUAUAUAUUGUAAAAUAAGUACUUGAGGUUAUAGAGCACUGAUUAUGGAUCUCAGUAAUCACUUUUGGCCUAAACCAUUGCAUGACAUUCAUCUCAGAGUGUUCCAAACUGUUGUGAUGGCCAUUCUGAAUUUUCUCCUUGUCAUCCCCACUUCCAGUAUCAGAUAAGCUAAGACUCCUGCAACAUUGAUAUUUUUCAUUUGGACAAGCCCAAAAUAUAUUUGUUGGUUUUUCGGAAGCAUAUUUUUAUAUUUCUCUGUACCAUUGUAGGUUGUUAAAUAAUAUUACAAUUAAUAAUAUAUUAUGCUUAGGACAACAAAUUGAUGACCUUCCUUCAAGUUGAUGCAGAUCUUUUAUUGGUACAUUUAGUGUUGCUGUGUGUCACUAAAAUGUGCUUUGCUAUAGGAAAAAGAAAUACAAAUGUUUUGCAUUUUAUUGUAAGUUUUUGGAUCAUCUUGUCUUCCUCAGUUUCUAAAGCAAAUGCCUUUAAAAUUUUCACAAUUUUUUAUACUGAAUAUUCCAUAUAUUGCAUUUACCUCGGUUUAUAGCCACAGUGCCUCUGAUGGUGAAUGGAGCUGUGUAAAUAUUGUGUAAACAGAAACAAUGACUUUUUUGCUUUGUUUGUAACUGUGCAACUGGUGUGAAACUCAGCAUCCCAAAUGGCUGCUGGGGAUUUCAUCAGGGCCAAAGUUUCAAGUGUCAGGAAAAUUGGGGUUGAUCAGUAACAACUGUUCCAUGAUGUAAUGUGCCAUUUUCAAUGGAGUGACUAUUGAUUAUAUUUAUAAAUACUUUGUACUGUUUAGUGAUGGUUGCUUGAAUGUGACACAGUGUGGCGAAAAUGAUUUCACUGUGUUUGUUUCAAAUAAAGUCCUUGUUUUCCUUUUUUGCAAUAAAUUGGUGACAGUUGUUUGGAGAGCAUAAUUUACAAGGUUAGAAAUUGCUGUAUAAACAAUCACUGUUAUUGCACAAAGUGAAGACAACUUCAUUAAACUAAACACAUUAUUGUCCACAUUUUCACCUCUAUUUUGUGGGCCACUGCAAUAUUAAUGCGUUGAGUUUUGUACGCAUCAGAAUUUAUUUAUUUACACCAGUUGCAAAGCACUCCUUUUUUCUGUUGGGCACAAUAUGUUACCUAGUUUAAAUGGGAGAAAUCUAAAAAUUCAGCCAUUAAUUUCAGUUAUCUGUUAAGUGUAAAUGAUGUGUGGUGUCCACUUUCUUUUCAAGUUAAUUCUUUGUGUCAUUAUUGUAUUUCCUAUACCUAAGAUGUGUGGGAGAUACAGAUAUUUUGUAAGUGCUUUGUCAUAAUAUGUUGCUCAAGUUCUUUUUUUUCUUGAACUGCAGUGGAAAUCUUACCUAAGAGAUCAUCUAACAACCCAUUCCUGUAGAUGUAUAAUGUUAUUUUUUGAUGCCAGUUUUUUUCAGUUACAAAAGGUUAAUAGCAGAUAUGUCAUCUAAAAUAUAAUCAAAUUUAAAAUAAAUCAGCAAACCCGUUGUUGAAGGGGGGUAAGAAUCCAUCUUAUCUUGGGAUAGUUUGGAAUAGUUUUCAGCUUCCUGAAGGGAAUUUCUGCUGCAGUUCGGUAGGUAGCAAUCUUAACCACAUAGAUGGAAUUACAGCAGUGCAAGUAAAAUUUCUCUUUGAGGAAAUACUAAGACAUUUGUAUUCAGUGUGUCUGCACUUGUCACUGCUGAAGAUCUUUCAAGGGGCUCCAUAAAAGAAUUACCAAGCUCUCUCGGCAGUUGCCAGUUGAUGUUAUACUAAACCCAUUGUUACUGUCCUGUUUGCAUGAGUGGGCUUUGGAUUGAGCUGUUACUGUGAUAUGCCUCAACCCUAGAAUUUAUUGCUUUUGUUAUUAGAAAAAUUAUUUGAAACUAGAUUGCCAGCCAGGGUGGCCGAGUGGUUCUAGGCGCUACAGUCUGGAACCGCGUGACUGCUACAGUCGUAGGUUCGAAUCCUGCCUCAGGCAUGGAUGUGUGUGAUGGCCUUAGGUUAGUUAGGUUUAAGUAGUUCUAAGUUCUAGGGGACUGAACCCCUCAGAAGUUAAGUCCCAUAGUGCUCAGAGCCAUUUGAAACUAAAUUAGACUAGUAUCACAGCUCUUUUUUUUUUUUUUACAGACACUCCGAAAAUAUGACACCAAAUAUAGUGUUUCAGCUUUAUCAGCAUUUCUGCUGAGACUUAUUGCACAAUAUUUUAUUGACGUUAUAAACAAAGGAAAGUUGGCUGAGGAACUUUUGUGAAAUACUUUUAAUAAUGAUCCUCUUAUCAUGUGGGAUGAUAUAAUGUAUGUUAUUUUUAAUUUUUUUGUAUAUGAAUGGUUGUGUAUCCAUUUCCUUGUGUGAUAAGGAUAACAAUUUGUGUAUGCCAUUUUAUUUUACUUUAAAGUGUGUGUGUGUGUGUGUGUGUGUGUGUGUGUGUGUGUGUGUGAUUAAAGGUCUUUUUUUAACUUAUUUAUUGAAGUGGGUGCUGUGUAUUAUAUACACACAUUAUGAACGGAGAUGCGUUUUAGGAGAAACAUAGUGUAUAUGAAUGAAAGUGUAUGUAACUAGUUUUUUAUACUUGAUACAGUAAUAAUUUGUAUAUGGAGAACAAUUUUUCACAGGAUGCCUUAACUGUCAGACUGAAUACUAAAUAUUAAAUGACUUAAAAAAGAUUCCUUUUUAUACCAUUGCAUAUUAGACAGUUGAAUAGUAUACGUGAAAGAAUACAUUUAAAAGUUGUAUAGUAUUUUGAACUGUUAUUUAUGGCUGUGUAAAAACAAAGUCUCCAAGAGGAGCUGUAUAAAGAUCUUGGCGAUUGUAUUGUCCAGCUUUUCAUAAACUGCAUAUGUUCGAUGUUGUCACAUAAACAAAAUAAUAAUGCCUUGUGUGAGAAUAUGUACAGAAUGGAAUUGCUUUUCAAUUUGUAUAUAACAAUAAUACUAAUUACACUACAUGGAAAUUCCUGUAUUCUGUGCUGUUAACAGUUCCCUUAUUGUGUCACACUAACAGAAAAAUUCAAACACUUCUGCAAUCUUGUACUGUCAUUAUGUCACCGCAUUUGGUCAUGUAAUUUUUUUAGGUCUUUUCAAAAAGGACCUUUUCCAGGAAAUUUGAUGGCAGUUGAAUAGUAAUCAAGACCACAAAAUUUAUGAUUACACGUUACUGUUCUUAUAUUCAUAUUUUCUGUGAAAUAUCUACCUCAUGCAUUGAUUAUUUUCACUGCUUAAGUGACUUCUUUCAAAUCAUAAAUUGAAAUAAAGAUAGUGUGUGGAAAAUUUUAUUUUAGCAUAAACAUUGCCUUUUUAAUAACACUUGUAACUUCCAGAGGGAUCGUGGGUGCAUUGUUUCAAGGUUUAUUUGAUAGUUUGAGGAAUACACAAUCAUAAAUGGUAAAUUUUUAUUUGGUGGCUUUGUAUUGUUACAUCUCUUUAUAUGUAAAUUUUCUUCUUUUCUCCUAUUCAGCACAGAUCUCAAAACUUGUAGCAUACUGUAUGAAUUUGUGCCUCAUCAUAAUCUGGUAAAUGUAUUUAACUGCUGUUUUCAGUGUGUUUUGUUACUUUAUGAUCUCUGAUGUUCACAGGCUGAGAAGUAAGAGGCAGCUUGAGCCAGAGUAUACCAUUGAUAUAUAAUGGGAGUAACUUUUCACUAAAUUACAUAGUUUCGAUUUUGCUAUCCAAUUCCAGUUUCAUCACUGUCUUCAGUAGCUCUUUCUUGGCUGUCCAUGUGAUGUACAAGCUCAUUUUGCUUGUUUACAAUGGUUCCUAAUUCAUUUAACAACAGAUUUUCACACAACUUCCAUUUUUCCUUUUUCUGACAGUCUUCAGUGACCAGUAUACUGUGACCUUCUCUGUUUGAUAGCUGAAAUAUUCCUGCUAAACCAUGCUCUUUGUCAAGGAUAUUCAGCUGCAAAUGUCUCAGCAAUGCAUUUAUUUGUUGACUAUGUGAACAUUUAGACAUAAACAUGUCUUCUCUCCUAUAAUUACCACUUCCGUUGCCUUUCAUAUAUUUUUUAAAGCAAUUCAGCCUGUUUAUGUAUAUUUUUUCUGCUCUCAUUCGAAGGUUUCUUGUUAAUUUUGGCUGUAGUUGUUUAUAUUAUCAGUAGUCUCUAAAACUUUGUAGGGCUUCUUGUUGGGCUCAACUAUUAUGCUCAACUUUAUGUUCUAGCGAUAGUACUGGAGAUGAUGCUUUUAUUCUCUUCAAGGAUCAUGACAAGACAUUCUGGUCACCAGACUUUUCCAUUCUGUCUGGAAGUUCUACUGUUACUAACAUUUGUGACUUUACUUCUUAACUCACUUGGCAAAGUAGGAACAACACCUGCCCUUACUUCAGCAGUAAGGUUUUGCACACUGUCUGGUAACUGUUGCUGCCUCUCCUCUUCAUCCUGUACUGGUUACUGAAAUGCUAGUUGGAUUUAAGUCUCAUGACUUAUUACUCCUCUCUCUAUUAAAUUUACCCUUAGUAGGAAACCAUACUUUUCAAAGUAUGCUCUUUGAGUUGACAAGAAUUUUCUCUUUGACAUCUCUUAAUGAUGUUUGAGAUUUUUCUGAAUUGUCUCUAGAGUCACUGGACAUGAACAGUAAUCAGAGCCUGAAUAAAGAGUUCUGCCCAUCCAUCUUUGGUUGAAAGAACCACACUUUUGCUGCCUUAAUUUUCACCGCUUCCUUCUAAAUAAACUGAAGCAGGUGUGAAACGAAUGCACACUCAGAAGUUAAACAGAAAUAAUCAUUCAACCUGUGGGCCAUCUUGACCACGCUAGAGAUAAAACUUUAAAUUUCUGCACACUGUAUGGAGUCACACUUGCACACCCAUUUAAAAUAUAAUAAAUUAACUACCAACAGUAUCAGAUCACCCACAAAUACAGCAUUUCUCUUUGUUUGUUGUGCCAACUAUUUCACAGCACGUGAAACAUAACAUUAGGGUGUAAACUUCUGCUUCUACAUUCAUAUUUUAUAAGCUCUCAAAGACUGUGUUUGCAUCUCUGUCCACAUCUAUAUCCUGCAAAACACUGGGAAGUGCAUGGCAAGUGGUACAAGUAUUAUAUAUGUAUGUCACUACCCAGUUCUGUUUGUGAAUGUGUGUUUACAUUCAUACAUAUCCUAAUAUCUCUGAUUUUAAUAUUUUGUAGAUGAGACUACCAUAUUCUCACAGUUAGAUCCAAAGACUUUUCCAGUUGUCAUUGUGGACGAUAGCUCACAUAGUCAAUUAAGUGUGCUUCUGCCUAGAUUUGAAUAUUGUUGGCAGCAUUAAAGAAUAUCCUUUAAGAGAUUUAUGUUUCUGGACAAUUGCAAAAUGUCUGAAACAAGUGGAAGUCCCUUGUAAAUUGACAGUUCAGUAAUUGAGUGACUCUCAUUUUGAAGUCCUCUUAACCUGCACUUGUAUCAUGAGAUUCACAUUUGUACGUUUGUGCUGACUGUUUUGCCUUAUCUGCCCUGGUUCUUUUGUACAUGUUAUUUCAACCAAUUUGAUAGCCAACUAUUCCUGUGCUUUACAUAAUGAAGUAGCAUUUCCCCACUCAGCAAAAUUUUCACACUAAAGGAAGAGAGGAGGAGGAGGAGGAAGAAGAAGAAGAAGAAGAAGAAGAAGAAAUGGAUUUUCUUGUCUCAGAUGUCUUUUGUGGCCAAGCUUUACACAGUCACUGCAUAGGUAUUGUUCCCAUCACUGGAUGUGAGCUCUCUGUCCCAACUGAAAUAGUUCUCAAGUUUAACUUGCCUUCUAAAAGUCUGCUGCUGAACUGAAAUCGAGUAGCUCAAUUACUGCUCUGAUCAUUCUUCAAAGAAGACACAUUGCAUAGCAAAGAAAUCUGUCAUCACGGCACGGACGCCCAUACACGGGCAAGUGGGAUCCCCGCGUUCCUCCCCGCCUCUCAGAGAAAGGAAAAAAUAUAGUGAAGUGAGGUCUUUUUCUUUCAGGAAAUUGAUUUCAAAGUCAGUAUUACAUAGUUUUUUAACAGCCUUGGAACUGGAUCUUUUUUGUGGAUACUUAUAAGUCACCAUUUGUGUUCCAAAGUAUAGAAAAUACUCCAUACCACCAGGUCUUGGAUCCCCCUAUGAACUCUCCUAAGAACACCCUUGCAUCAUGGGAUUGUGCUGGGUUUCCCGUUAGGCAUAUCUAUAGGUGAGUCACACCCACUAAUUAAUGCCUUACACUGCCUUUCUUACUCUGAUAGCCAACUCCCAGUUUUUCUCAUUCUUUCAACUUCCCUUUAUUUUCUCGCAGUAAUCUGUGCUUCACCUUUCAUGUUGCCAUUCAUUGCCUUCAGUGACAUUCACGUUACCCUUAACCAUUUCUCGUCUACUGUUUGUCUUUAGAUACGAUAACCAUUCAAGCCGGUAGUUCCUGUGUUCGCACUUAGACUACUGGCAGUAGUUUUACAUGGCUGGAGGUAUGGGAAUUUGGAAUUUUAUUUUAACUUACUCCAGUGCAGGAAAUAUUAGAUGAAAAUUAGUGCAGUUUUUGAGAAUUGUUAAUAACAGGAAUCUGUGACAUUUGAAAUGUGCAUAUUCAUUUUGAAUGACCUUUUAGUCUGUUAUUCCUUGAAGCAAUCUUUGAAACAAAUUUCUAUGCCACAAUCUUAUUCCAUGAGUUUCUAGCAGAUCCACUAGGAGAGAGUGCCUGAAAUUUUAAUGGACACCCUCUACUUUGUCAGUGGAAUGGCCAAUAAACAAUAAAUGUAUUUUGCCUUGAAAUAUUUAGUAGCAUUCAAAAUAUUUUCACCUCUCACCUGUCUUUUUGUUUCUGUGCCGACACUUUACCUUUCUUCCCAUUUGCUCAGUUUCUGACAAAGUACUUAAUAAUGUGUCACCUCAGAUUUCCUUAUAGCUCACACUCCUGUGGCUAACAGGUGGCAGUGCAAUAGAGUUUUAUCUGUGAGAUUCCAACCACACAUACAUGGUUGGUACGCGACUGUAUACACGAGAGGUUGAGUAUCCUCUGCUCGCAUCACUCUCUGUGCAUCCAUUGUUGAGCUUGGUACAUAGGAUAGAGAGCACUUCCUUCUCCCCUCUGACUCGAUCCCUACCUCAGCCUACUCUUCCGAGAAUUCGUUGACUCACAUGGUUCCUAGGUUUGCUCAUCAUCCCCACUGUCUCCCAGACUCAUCUGGUGCUCAUUUCGGUCAUUUAUAUCCAGGUGGCCACAAAUCUUCCACCUUUGCAAUCUGAUAUCUCUAGGUACCAUCCUUAUUCUCUUGUGUUGUUCUUCCUUUUGGAUUGCAUCCCACCCUUCACCACCAUGUUAAAUAAAAGUAACUGAUUAUUUUAUCCUUUUCCUUUUUGUAUCCAUUCUUGUUUGAUAGUAUUGGCAUUGUCCAGCAUCUCAGCAUACAAAAAAUAACAUAUACAUGUGCACGCAGAAGGUAUCAGUUCUCUAAAUGUUUUGCAGUUGCUUGUGCUAGGUGGUAGUGCAGUAUUUUUCCUAUUUUAUUACCCGUAGAAUUAUAUAUGUGAGCCUGGAUUCACGUAUAUUACCUCUGGUGUAAUUUCAACUGCUGUUUCCUUUCCACUCCUGAUGAGUUACGUUUGUUUCAUAUAAACCAUAUUUACUGUAGUAUUUGACUCUACUAUUUAAGUCAAAUAAUUUUUUUGAGCAACCUCUCAUAGAGUUCUACUUCAUACUAAAAUGAUAUUUACUUUAUUUUGUCACUACAUCCAGAAAGAAAAACUCCCUCCCCCCUUCUUCCCCCCUCAUUUUCAUACUGUGUGGCCAUUGUUUCUGCUGUGUUCAGUCAUCUUGAGUUCAUGCCUUCAAGCAGCUUCCCCUUUCCCUGUUUUCUGUCUUACAGCUUUUAUAAAUCACUUAGCCACCACUACAUUGUUCAUACCAAUUCAGAGGAAGUGCAGAUCACUGAAAUGCACUAUGUCUAUGUAUAAUAAUUAUUUUUUAUUAACAUCCAUAGUAUUGUUUUUCUAUCAGUGACUGUCAAAAUAGUUGUGUAAUUUGUUAAAGUAUGAGCUUAUAUUGUGAUUCAUCAUUGCUUAUGUAUAUUACACAAUUACUAUUUAUCCAUAAAUAGUAGCAAUUGUUUUGUUUCAUUGUUCUGGUGGACACUCACUCCCUUGGCUCAACUGUCUUGUCACCAUGGUUUGUCCUCCACUGUGUAUCUUACUUUAUUCCCAGUGCCCUAAUUCCUGUUCAUGUGCUGCUGAAAGAAAACUUAAUUCCUCCUGGAUGCUGUGCCUCUUGACUAUAUACAUUCAUGAAUCUUUUUUUUUUUUCUUUUUUUUUUUCUUUUUUCUUUUUUUUUCUUCAUUGCUGUGGUUGGCCUAUGAUUUUAAUACUUAUGUUGCAGGCAUUUUGUUAGUGUUGCUAGUGUUAUACUGUCUGCAGUAUAAAGCAUGCAGAAAAAUAGGGAACUGUAAACAGUAAUUUUUGUUGCCUAACCAGUAUGUUGUAAUGUCUAAUAUGAUGUGCAUACUGCAGGGCUCAUAUUGUCCCUAAGAAUACUGAACUGGGAAGAUGAAAUGCUUUAUGUAAGCUGUUGUAAACACUGUGAUAAUAAAAUUAUUAAGUCUCA